This is a messenger RNA of Talaromyces rugulosus, 633 nucleotides long. RefSeq lists its product as uncharacterized. The transcript is spliced from 2 exons. NCBI's taxonomy places the organism in Eukaryota, Fungi, Ascomycota, Eurotiomycetes, Eurotiales, Trichocomaceae. Gene Ontology annotation, biological process: sulfate assimilation. Bases 1 to 633 code for a protein of 210 amino acids. Gene Ontology annotation, molecular function: adenylylsulfate kinase activity; ATP binding. The record is from RefSeq and is a predicted model, not a curated record.
AUGGCUACCAACAUCACCUUCCACGCCGCUGCCCUGACUCGCUCGGAGCGCAGCAAGCUACGCAACCAACAGGGCCUAACCAUCUGGCUCACGGGCCUGUCUGCAUCCGGCAAGUCGACCAUCGCGGUCGAGCUGGAGCACCAGCUGCUGGCGCAGCGCGGGGUGCACGCAUACCGACUGGAUGGCGACAACGUGCGUUUUGGACUGAACAAGGACUUGGGCUUUAGCGAAAAGGAUCGCAACGAGAACAUUCGCCGUAUCGCCGAGGUCGCAAAACUCUUUGCUGACAGUGCCUCGAUUGCUAUUACCUCGUUUAUUUCGCCGUACCGCGCGGACCGCGACACGGCGCGCCAGCUGCAUGAGGUGCCCACGCCCGGUGAGGAGACUGGAUUGCCCUUUGUUGAGGUCUAUGUCGAUGUCCCCGUCGAGGUUGCUGAGCAGAGAGACCCCAAGGGCUUGUACAAGAAGGCCAGGGAGGGCAUUAUCAAGGAUUUCACUGGCAUCAGCGCCCCCUACGAGGCCCCCGCCAGCCCGGAGGUUCACAUCAAGAACCACGAAGUGCCCGUCCAGGAGGCUGUCGCUCAGAUCAUCGCCUACCUGGACUCCAAGGGAUACCUGCCUGCUAAAAACUAG